GACAGAGACGCACCGCCGCAGGACUAAGAGCCGAGGAAACACACGGCAUCAUGAAGGAGAAGUCUAAAAACGCGGCCCGGACUCGGCGGGAAAAGGAAAACAGUGAGUUUUAUGAGCUGGCCAAGCUGCUGCCGCUGCCCUCCGCCAUCACCUCGCAGCUGGACAAAGCCUCCAUCAUCCGGCUGACCACCAGCUACCUGAAGAUGAGAGUGGUGUUUCCUGAAGGCCUCGGAGAGUCUUGGGGUCACGUGAGUCGCAGCACUUCUCUGGAUGGAGUCACCCAGGAGCUGGGCUCCCAUCUCUUACAGACAUUAGAUGGCUUUAUUUUUGUGGUUGCUCCAGAUGGGAAGAUAAUGUACAUCUCAGAAACCGCCUCCGUCCACUUGGGCCUAUCGCAGGUAGAGUUGACGGGAAACAGCAUUUAUGAAUACAUCCACCCAGCAGACCAUGAUGAAAUGACAGCCGUCCUCACAGCUCACCAGCCUCACCAUUCACACUUUGUUCACGAAUAUGAAAUGGAGCGCUCCUUCUUUCUGAGAAUGAAAUGUGUCCUCGCUAAAAGAAAUGCUGGUCUUACCUGUGGAGGCUACAAGGUGAUCCACUGCAGCGGCUACCUGAAGAUCCGUCAGUACAGCCUGGACAUGUCUCCGUUUGACGGCUGCUAUCAGAACGUGGGGCUGGUGGCUGUGGGUCACUCGCUCCCCCCCAGCGCUGUCACUGAGAUCAAACUGCACUCCAACAUGUUCAUGUUCAGAGCCAGCCUGGACAUGAAGCUCAUCUUCCUCGACUCACGGGUUGCAGAGCUGACAGGCUACGAGCCUCAGGAUCUAAUAGAGAAGACCCUCUACCAUCAUGUGCACAGCUGUGACUCCUUCCACCUGAGAUGUGCUCAUCACUUGUGUGAGUUAGUGCUGGUGAAAGGUCAGGUCACAACUAAGUACUACCGUUUCCUGGCCAAGCCUGGAGGCUGGGUCUGGGUUCAGAGUUAUGCAACCAUCGUUCACAACAGCCGCUCGUCCCGCCCUCACUGCAUCGUCAGCGUCAACUAUGUCCUCACGGAGACAGAGUAUAAAGGGCUCCAGCUGUCUCUGGACCAGGCCAGGUCCACGGCCUCCUUGCCCUGCAGCAGCAGCAGCUCCGCCAGCCUGACGGAGCCUUGCAGAACCCCCAAGAGCAGAGUGACCCGGCCCAAGACCAAAGCCAGGCUCUCCCCUUACACACAGUAUCCUAGUUUCCAGAUGGAGCGCUCAGAGUCUGACCAGGAGAGCCCGUGGGGCAGCAGCCCCCUCACAGACUCAGCCUCCCCCCAGCUGCUGGAGCACAGUGAGGGUCUGGAUGCCUCCUGUGUGUACAGACAGUUCUCUGACCCCCGACCGCUCUGCUACAGCCUGUCUGAAGAGCACCAUCACAACAGCAGCGACGGCUACACACACCUCCACUCACAGGGUCAAGGUCAGAGCUGUGAGCGAGGUCGAUGUGAGGCAGGACGAUACUUUCUAGGAGCACCCCCACCUGGGCGGGACGCGUGGUGGGGCAACACCCGGUCUGUCCUGCCGCUGAGCAAGAGCUCCCUGGAGAACCACGAAGGAUAUGACAGCAGCGUGCCGCACAUCACGGCCAUCCACAGCCACCACGGCCGGGGGGGCCACUGGGACGAGGAGAGCGUGGUGAGCUCUCCGGAUGGGGGCUCCGCCAGUGACUCGGGGGACCGGUACCACGCUGACCACUACCGCUGCAGCCCCCAGGAGCCCAGCAAGAUCGAGACCCUGAUCCGAGCCACGCAGCAGAUGAUCAAGGAAGAAGAAAGUCGACUGCACAAGGGCCCUCAGGAGGUCCCACUGGGGCCGGCCAAUGGGCUGCCCAAGGGUCCCGGCCCAUGCUUCACUCCAGAGUAUAGUCAAGGGCCCCUCCCUCUACAGACGGUGGUGUGUCGAGGUCUGAGUCAGGUGAUCAGCCCUGCCCCUAGUCCCGCCCCUCUGUCCAGGCUCAGCAGUCCAGGUCCUGAGCGCCUCCACAAGCCCAAAGACUACCUCCAGACAGACGUGUCCCCCCUCUCUCUGCCAUUACACCACGCGUUCGGGCGGUUGGGGCCGUGCUCUUCCUCCCCCCCCACGGCCCCCGUCCUCUACCCCUCCCACACCCACCCUCGGCCCUACUUGGACAAGCAUAAGAGCUACUCCCUGACAGGCUACGCUCUGGAGCAUCUCUACGACCCAGAGAGCCUGCGAGGCUACUGCACCUCCACCAGCACGGGCCCCCCCCCACUACGAUGUGACCCCUCACCUCCGUAUGGCAGCAGAGCAGACCCCCGGACAUAAAGGCACCUCUGUCAUUAUUAGCAAUGGCAGCUAACACUGACAGAGGGACUCAGAGCCUGAGCUGGUUAGCUUUCCUUAGUCUGGAUCCUGUUAGCCUGAUUUCCCAUCAUACUGAUCCCCCUCAGCAAGCCGAUGCUUUAGAGCUACAUUGUUGCUCUACUUCCCCCCCAAGCAUUAUAACAAGUCCAUUUCUAAAUGUCUCAUUCAAAGAUUGUAAUGUCAUUAUUUACAAGGUUGAACCACCGCACAUUCACAUAAUUACUGCAGCGCCUGUUUGAAUGGUAAGUGAUGCAAUUAUGAAGCCGCUUUAAGUCUUAACAAGUCUUCCAAAUAAAAGGACGAUGUAUUUCAUGUAUAUAGUUCCAGAGCACUUGCUAAGAAAUGAUGCUGUUGUUUCUGAGUGGACAGUCUCAACAAUGUAGGUCAACUGGAGAUGUAAUCAAGGACAUCUGAAUAUAUUGGAGCAGCAUUUCUCCAUGCUGAGCCAACUGUCAGGCAAACAGAAAGGGAAGCAGUAUACAGUGUAGCAACACUGUAGUGAAGCUAAUAGCCCUUAUGUUUGAAAGGAGGGGGGGAGUAAGACAUUGCAUUGGUCUCAGCUUAUUGCAAAAACAAACAACACUUUGGUCAAAACCGAUCAGUAUGAUGGAAGAAAAUGGAAAACAGGGCUGGGUAUAAAAUGUCUGGAGUUGUGCUUUAACAUCCGCCCCAGUGCGUGUAACCGUUUGCACUAUAAGAGAUGGGCCUUUGUGAGGAGGGGGGUUUGGUGUUCAUGCAGCGAUGCAGAGCACAGGUUAGCCCUGAAGUCAAGAAUGUCAUUUGAACUUCACCGAAAAAUAUGCAAAGCCAUUCUAUGGAUGUUUCUUUUCUCUCCGUGGCGGUAAAUACAGUUCAGAAAACACCGGUAAUGACUCUCAUGACUGUACGCUGGAAGCCAUGGAUACUGAACGUGUUGUUGGAAAGGUUUUAAAGGGCAAGUCUGAUGCUUUGAUAUUUGAUGUCUGAUUGGCAAGACAAUAAUUACACGAUUACGUCCUAUAUCAUUCGUUUUUGUAACCAGAAAGUAUCAUCCAAGGACAAAAGACAUGGGACAUAUUGUGUUAUUUGAGUGAUUGUAAGAAGACCAUAUGCAAGUAACCCGUUGGAAUGGCAGCUCAGGCUGAUCCCUGAAGCAACUGUUAAUAAUGGUUACGUGGGAAUCUUUAUACAACAGGAUUUCAGUUUCAUCUUGGGAUCUUUUCUCUUUAUUUCUUCACUCCUUAGAUAAACCUAUAUUUAUACAAGUUUGGAUUUUGUUUUGAAUGUUCACAGCCUGAAAUGUGCUCCAUCCAGUUAUUUAUGGUGUAAAUAUGCUCAGAAAGGAGAAUCCCACCACAUUUAAGCACAUGGGCAGAAACUGUAUUUAUUGAGUAAAUGAUUCUUUAUGAUUUUUGAAAUAUAGCUGCAAUCAAAUCCAGUCUGCUUCUAUAUUGAGUGUGUUUUUGACUGAAGCUCAUUUUAAAAGAGGACAAAAUAAAAACGUUUUUGCAGAGA
This is a messenger RNA of Gymnodraco acuticeps, 3851 nucleotides long. RefSeq names its product SIM bHLH transcription factor 1a (gene sim1a). Gene Ontology annotation, biological process: regulation of transcription by RNA polymerase II. Bases 51 to 2318 code for a protein of 755 amino acids. The record is from RefSeq and is a predicted model, not a curated record. Gene Ontology annotation, molecular function: DNA-binding transcription factor activity, RNA polymerase II-specific; RNA polymerase II transcription regulatory region sequence-specific DNA binding; protein dimerization activity. NCBI's taxonomy places the organism in Eukaryota, Metazoa, Chordata, Actinopteri, Perciformes, Bathydraconidae. The transcript has 11 exons.